This is a messenger RNA of Lytechinus pictus (painted urchin), 4450 nucleotides long. RefSeq lists its product as uncharacterized. Bases 1 to 3501 code for a protein of 1166 amino acids. Gene Ontology annotation, biological process: netrin-activated signaling pathway. Gene Ontology annotation, molecular function: protein binding; netrin receptor activity. Gene Ontology annotation, cellular component: membrane. NCBI's taxonomy places the organism in Eukaryota, Metazoa, Echinodermata, Echinoidea, Temnopleuroida, Toxopneustidae. The transcript is spliced from 18 exons. The record is from RefSeq and is a predicted model, not a curated record.
AUGGCGGCGCCCAUAGUAAGCUGGUCCGACUCAUUUGAUCCUCAUCGAGAUUUUGAUAAUGUAGAAGCUGCUACUCCUUUGUGUGACAUUCCAAACAAGGUGCUUCUCGAUAUAUCCCGUAAGAUAAAACCAGAGAAUUACUUCGAGACUGGAAGAAAGCUUGGUCUUACAAAGGUAGAGCUUGAACACAUAAAACACCGGACAUUUGCUAACAGGAGGGAAACCAACAUCCAGAUGCUUUCUACAUGGAAAUCAUCACAACCGCCAGGAGAAAAGGCAGUGGAGACUUUGAAACUUGUUUGGGAUUCUGUCCAAUCAGUAACAAAAUCUGACAAUAUCGAAGAAGACGAAGAUACUUCUACGGUUCUCAAACAGGCUGUUGUGGAAAGAGCCAAGCAAAAUGAACUCGAACAAGAACAUUUGAAGAUCAUUGACUUUUCAGAAACGGAUGACCCAAGUGGUUCUUCGUGUAAACAUGGAGAAAUCCUUGAGGAUCUUGAUAAACACGGUGGAAUACCAAGCACAGAAGAACUUCGUAACGUGGCUCGUCAAAUCAAAACAUUACAAACAGCACGUUCACUUGGGAAAGCACUUCGUAUCGAUGACAUUACCAUAGUUAGUUACGUCACUCAGCAAAGUCAUUCAUUACUGCAUGAGACAGCGCAGCAGAUCCUACGAAUGUGGCAUUGCGGCUUACAAGAAGGAGCCAAGGAAGUUGAACUUCAAAAGAUAUUGGUGAAGUACAACAUUUCUGUUGACAAAACAGGAGGUUUCACAGAAAUAGCAAAACUCAUUCGAUCUGAGGCAGAUCUAGUAGGCUUAAUUCAUCAUUUGGAUGUACAACCUACUAGCGUCUUGGAGGUCAUUAAGACAUCUGCAGCUCUUACACCCCACAUGAUUAUUCAUGUUGCCCUAAAAAUGCUGAUUGAAUGGUCCAGGAAAGGUGGAACCAGGGAGAGGCUUCUGGCAAUAGCUCAGGCUUUUCGCUUCCGUGGCGUAGACCUUUUAGUAAAAGGUCUGGCAUGUCAGUCAAGCUAUCAAUAUUUCAUCUCGUAUGGCAUCAUUGAUCAUAAGGGAGGGAAGCUGACCCUCGAUGUACUUGAAAUUGCUUUAUCCAUUCCUAAAGGGGCUAUUCCAAAAGGAAUGCUAUCAACUGUCACCCUUCGCGUAUCAUUUCGAAAUAUUCGUAGACUUCCAAUGCGCGACGACGAAGUACUUAUUACUCCCGUCAUAGAGACUUCUGUCACACAAGAACUUCUCAAGCCGGCAUCGAUAGUACUACCACACUGUAUGGGUUUCACGAACGACGAUUCUACCUUUGUAAUGUACACCAAGACCGGACAAGGAAAAUUUGGUCGCAGAAUACUGACUGGGGACGAUUUGCGAAUCUCAAAAUCUACGAUCGAGUUUUGUACACGUCAUAUUGAAGUUUUGGCUGUGUGUUCAACGGAUCUUCGAGAUCUUCAACUAACAUGCUUGGUCUUCCAGCCUACUAUGAAGUCACCAGCAGACCAUCCAUCUCUACGCGUGUACGUCAUUCAUCCAUAUAAGGCAUAUACCCAGGAUAUUAUCAUGAGGGAGCUGACUUCGUCUGUACCGUACUGCCAAGUCGAGACGGAAUUCAAGUUCUCUAUUGGCUCAAAAUCAAAGCACCUAACGGUUAUUUGUCAUGAAGAGACGAAGCAACAAAACCAAAUGAUACCCCUCAGCGGUGUAUUGAAUGGUCAGUGCAGCCCUGUCGUAUUCACGCUUCAGUUUACCCCAGAAGAAAAUGAGAAGAAGAAUAUUCGCAUUGCAAUAAAGGAAAGAUACGAGCCCAUGUCCGAUAGAGAGUUCAACGUGUCAAUAGAAGAUGAACCGGAUUACACGAUCUAUCGCAGGGUUUCAGAAGGCCGAUGGAGCUGCUUAUCCAACAAUCUUAUCGAAACCCUGGCUGACGUGAUUCUCAUGCAAAGUGAUGCAAAUUCCCUUGGCGGCUAUCUCGGUUUCUCAGAGUCAACCGUAGAGCAAUACCUCGAUCGGUCAGAUUCUUCUUAUAAGAAAUUUUCAAGAUCGGGGUUCGUUGAGAUGCUAAGUGAUUGGAGACGAAGAGUCCGACCUAGUGAGCAGGUAAAGGAGCUUCAUCGAGCCCUGAAAGAUGCUGGUCUGACAUAUGUAACAGACACUAUCCUGCAUGGAGAUGUCGGUGUCAGCAAUGUUACUUCAACAAGCGCCCAUAAGGAAGAAUUUAACACUCCUGAAAGCAGAGAGGAAUCGGGUGGUAUUCCUAAAAUAAUUUGUCUAGAGAAACAUGGCAUUGAAGUACGAAUCCCACCAAGCGAUACUUAUAGCUCAUCGGAUAUAACAGUCGAAGUGAUCGAUGAUGUCCCGCCCGAGUUGAAGAUCAAAGAAACAGAAGCAAUCAUUACAUACGGCUUGAAGGUGAAGGCGCCUUCUAAUGCGAUCUUUGAACAUCCCAUUCAAGUGACGAUGCCUCACUCGGGCAUAUUCACAAAACCAAAGAAUGUGGAAAUCAUUUCAUACUAUCGGAAAACAGCUUCUGAAGAGUUUGUUGCAAUACAUCCUAUCAGAGGCACUAGUCACUGGUGUGUGGUAAGACAGAGGGACCUCGAUAUCUUCUUCAAACACUUCUGCGAAUAUUGGUUCGUGGCUGUCUACAACAUGUACACGAGGUUCAAGGAAAUUUUCAUUGGAAAGCGCCUUGUCUGUACGCCGUAUGUUCCCUUGCCGCCAUUUCAGAGCGGGAAGCGUGUUCUGUUUGUCAACGUAAGAGAUGCAAACACGCAUGAAGAAAAGCUCUCGAGUCGACAUACAGCUCCGCGCAGAGGGGAGGAAUUCCUGUUUAAGUGGGGAUCUGGCCCUAUGAAGAUUACUUGUCCAGAAAGCACCAGGGGAAACUCUCCAAAGAUAAUCGAGGAAAGCGAAAUACGCUACUUGAGAGACCGUAAUCCCGACUUUAAAGUUGACACAACAAAUAUCCAAGAUGCUGUGAUGAUAGUCACUUUUGUCUUCAAACAAAGCACAACAAAUGAACUUAUGGUUCCGAUGCAGAUAACUGAAAAACCAGGUACAUCACAGAGAUAUCAUGAUUCUACACCCGAUUGUUCAUCUUCCACAUCAGCCGUAGAUCCAUCUCAACAAGGGAACCUUGCUCUUGUACCAUCGCCAUCGAGUUCAGUAGGCGUUCAAACCGCCAGAACAAGUUCCUCUCAGGUAAAUAUGCCGGGAUAUUCACUGAAUGAUGCUAUUUUGCUUAAGCUGUCCAAGGAAAUUAAUUGCACGAUUUAUCCAGUCAGUGAAUUUGCUGUAGACUUGGGCUUUGAUGAUGUUACCGCUACUGCUGCAAUGCAAAUGUCACGUCAAGAUGCGGAUCCGCAGAAGGGAUACAAGAUUAUUCUUGACAAGUUUGUCAUGAAGUAUGGGCGAGGUCCACAGAAACUCAUAGAUAUAUUUAUACUUAAGGAAAAGCAACUCCUUGUAGACAUUAUAAAUGAAGGUUAGCUGUAAGAUUAGCAGCUGGAGUUAAACAAAUCUUUUCUUAUAAAGUUUGAUUUUAAGAAAAAUCCAAAAUCCUGGAUUCCCUAACACUGCGAAUCUUUCAGUCUUCCCUUUCUCAUAUUAUUUUUAUUUUAGAAUACAGGACGGUUGCAGCACCUUCUUGAUUAUACAUCGAUUUUGUUUUUGUAUAAACAAUUUUUUUCGUGCAUUUAGUUGGCUAAGAUAAGACACAAUUAUAUACAACACCCUUUGAUGUGAUUUUAUGACAGUCAAGUUAUUUGUUUUUUAAAUCCCAGCAUAGCCCAUCUUCUCCUUUUGCAUUGUUUUGUUGUGGUGCAAAUAAUUCCUUGGAACACUAUUUGCAACUACGGAAAAGCACACGUGAAACAUGACCUCAAGUUCCUAACCUAAAGAGUCCUAACAUGAGGUGAUAUUUUCAUACAAAAAAAAAAACCAUCCAAAGAAAGUUAUGCGUGCUUUGUUUAUGCAGGCAUACCUGUGCUCUAUGUGAAUUGCCAUUCGCUAAUGACUCCAAGUAAACCUUUUUCAAUAACUAAAACUCACGGUUAACCCUAAAACGAAUGGGGGGCAUGAUGCCCCCUCCCCCUCGACAUUUCGCGCGAUAUUUCCAAAACGCAAGGAAAUAGCGCUUUUUUUUGUUCUCGCGCAACUUUUGAGACCGAAUUCGCAACAUAGGGUAUAGUAUCGUGACGCCACGUGACUUUUUACAAGACAUUGUCAUGCCGAAAAUUGCUAAUUUUUUUUUUACUUUGUGUGCAAAGUCUAUGGGAGAUGGAAUUCAUAAAAGGGAGAUUAUUUUUCAUUAUAGUUCAGUUGGUUAAUGGUCUGUAAUAAUUUCCAUUGAAAAAAAAAAAAAAGAAACGAUGAAAAAAACAGGGAGAAAUACAUAAGGAAAAAACCUUUAAAUUAGAUUACAAAGAUGACAUCUGGU